AUGCCUCAGUCUUCGAGAGAACACAGGAUUUCGACACGCGACGGACAUGAAUCGCGUCAUCGCUCUUCACAUCAUGAAGGAGGCUCACGGCGCCACCGCGACAAGAGAUCUCUCUCGCCAGAUGGAAGCCCGCAGAGGUACUCGGACAGGGAGAGGGAGCCUCGAAGACCGCGCUCAUCUGAUGGAUACCAUGGCUCGUCGAGUCGUGCAAGCAAACAAACGAGCCAAGCGGCUGUAGAGCUGCCUUUUGGGGCCCGACAACUUUCAAAGGACGACCUGAGAGCGUUUGAAGCCCUCUUUGGCGAAUACCUGAGCUUACAGAAGCAGCGGUUCAUCGAGGACAUGGACGACCGGGAGAUUCGGGGUCGGUGGAAGAGCUUCGUGGGCAAGUGGAAUCGUGGAGAGCUGGCUGAGGGGUGGUACGAUCCCGAGAUGUUUCAGCGCAUCCUUGAGCGGGAUCCAUUACCCAAGAGACAGCCAGAGCAGCAGCAACAGCGGCAACAUUUAUCACAAGAUGAAUCGCUGGAAGGCGAGCAACUUGGCGGCGAUGGGAGCGAGGACGAGGACGAGGACUACGGGCCUGUGCUUCCCGGUGCAUCAACCAGCGGCCGCCGGGCUGGCGUUGGAAUUCCCAACAAGGAAGAUCUUGCUCUACGUGAUGAGCUUGCUGCGGAAUCGAGGGAGGCUGAUUGGGAAGAACUACGGGUCGCCCGUAAAGCCGACCGGAAGCUGCAAAAGGAGCGUCUCGAGGAAUUGGUCCCUCGCGCCGAGGCUGGGACCCGCGAGCGCAAGCUAGAGAAGCGGCAAGAAGUCAAUGACAAGAUGCGGCAGUUUCGAGAAAAGAGCCCUGGCGGGGAGGUGCGUGAUAGCGACCUGAUGGGAGGAGGCGACAGCUUGGAAGAGUACAAGAAGGAGAAGGAGAAGGAACAGAGGCGCAAGUCGGAGAGGGAGAUUCGGCGAGAAGAGAUUGAGAGGGCCAAGAGAGAGGAGAUUGCUGAGAAGAGGAGGGCGUGGCAGGAGAGGGAGGAUCAGACGGUGAGUAUGUUGAGAGAGCUGGCCAGACAGCGGUUUGGGCCGUAA
Trichoderma virens Gv29-8 is the source of this 1080-nucleotide messenger RNA. RefSeq lists its product as uncharacterized. Bases 1 to 1080 code for a protein of 359 amino acids. The record is from RefSeq and is a predicted model, not a curated record. The transcript has 2 exons. NCBI's taxonomy places the organism in Eukaryota, Fungi, Ascomycota, Sordariomycetes, Hypocreales, Hypocreaceae.